Eupeodes corollae is the source of this 576-nucleotide messenger RNA. RefSeq lists its product as uncharacterized. The transcript has 2 exons. Bases 40 to 576 code for a protein of 178 amino acids. The record is from RefSeq and is a predicted model, not a curated record. NCBI's taxonomy places the organism in Eukaryota, Metazoa, Arthropoda, Insecta, Diptera, Syrphidae.
UUUGCUUGAUUUGUAUUUUUCUUUAAAAAAGCAUGUAGCAUGAUUGACGAAGUUUCUGAAGAACCAUCAAUUAUUAAAGUUCCACUUUAUUGUUAUCAUACUAAAUUUUUCCUGGUCGAAGAGCUUGCAUUAGAAGAAAAUUAUCACCAAUUGCAUUACGGAAGAUGUUGUGUUAUUGGAAAAGUAACAAUAGAUCAAACAGAUUCCAGCAACCGUUUUAUCGAGAACAUCCGUUUGCCUAGUUUACCUAAAAAAUAUUCCCUUCCCGAAGGAACUAUACGUUUAUCAACAUCAUUUAAGGACCGUCGCUCAACUCCUGAUGGUAAAAUAUGCGAAGUAAUCGGCGAUUGUAUUUUGUACGAUACAAUCAAUAAGGUCCAUCUUACGGCUAAGGACGUUGUGGACAAACUUAACUAUUUACAUUCAAAACACCAAAGCGUACUUGAGUAUUCUAACCUUCUUCUAAGCAGAUACAAGCCGGCAAUUGCAGUUGAUGACAUUCAAGUAUUACAGCGGGGACAUGAAUUAGCCGAGCGAAAUAUUGAAAUAAGAAUGCUCUCAAAUGAUAAUUAUUAA